Molecule: messenger RNA, 225 nt
Organism: Knipowitschia caucasica
Lineage: Eukaryota; Metazoa; Chordata; Actinopteri; Gobiiformes; Gobiidae
Source: the annotation of a GenBank genome assembly
AUGGUCCAGGCUUUGUUUAAGUCCGGAUUUGAGCCCGCGUUUGAUCCUGGGGUCGAGGUCGCAUCACAAACACCCACCGCUGACUCUCCCCAAGCGCCCGGCUCUCUGCGUGUGACAGCGGAUGAGCUCGUCUCAUCUCCCUGCUCUGCCUGCACCUUCCCCGGCUUCUCUCCCUCUCCUCCCCCGUGCUCUCUCCCUCUCCUCCCCCGGGAUUCCGAGGCUUAA